Scylla paramamosain (green mud crab) is the source of this 7412-nucleotide messenger RNA. RefSeq lists its product as uncharacterized. Gene Ontology annotation, biological process: snRNA transcription by RNA polymerase II; snRNA transcription by RNA polymerase III. Gene Ontology annotation, molecular function: sequence-specific DNA binding. The coding region runs from base 395 to 5044 and encodes 1549 amino acids. The record is from RefSeq and is a predicted model, not a curated record. Lineage: Eukaryota; Metazoa; Arthropoda; Malacostraca; Decapoda; Portunidae. The transcript is spliced from 9 exons. Gene Ontology annotation, cellular component: snRNA-activating protein complex.
AAAGGGAAGAUAAGACUGGUUUUCUCUCACGUCGUCGUGUAAACAAUCUGUGCUGUGAAACGUUGUGCUCAUAGUAAUAUUAUGCUAGACUUUUACUUCACAGUGAAAAGGAGGGACAUCAGCCAAGGGCAACAAAAAUCCAAUAGAAAAAGGCCCAUUGAGAUGCUGGUCCCCAAAUACGGCCCAAAGCAGUAGUCAGAAAUUGAAGGAUAAGUGUCUUGAAACCUCCCCCUUGAUGGAGUUCAAGUCAUAGGAAGGUGGAGAUACAUAAGAAGAGAAAUAUCUAUGGAUGACUGCUGACAGAUCUCACAUCCAAGAGGGAAGCAAGUUGUGCAGUUAGAAAAGACCACUGCUUUUUGUAGAUCCCUUAGAGCUUAACAGAAGAAAUGAGAUCAUGAGUGAUAUUGAGGAGCAGGAGAGAAAGGCACAGCCUCUGAGAAAAAGAAAAGCUUGUGUUCAGUUUGAAGAAAUUUUUUACUCAGAUUCGUCAGAUUCGUCAGAUUGCUAUGACCCUGCUAAAGAUCUUGAGGAUGACACAUCUGAUGACUCUGUUUAUAAAAUCAAGAGGAGUGUUAAAAAGAAGAAAAAAAUGAACCAUAAUGAUGAUGAGUUAAUAUCUGAUAAUGACUCAGAGGAUGAAACCUCAAAAGGCUGUAUUCGUAAGGUCAAGAGUAAAGUUAACAAGAACGUGAAGAAAAAGACAAACAAUAAUGGUGCUCCAGAAAAAGCUAGAGGAAAGAAAUCAAAACACAGGGGAAGACAUCCACUGAAUAAGUCAGCUGUAAAGAAAAUGGAAAAAAUGAUUGAAGUUGCCCAUGAUAAAGGAAGGAAAACGGAAAAGAAAAAGAAAGGCCAGCAAGUACAGGAAAUACGUUCAGACAGAGCCCGUGUAGGUCCAUAUUCCGUUGUUGGUCAUUGGUACAUUGCAUCUGGUUUCAUGAAGGACCUGACGACUUUGUUUGAAGCUUUUGAUGAGCAGGACAGUUGGAGGUUUACUGCAUUUGCAGAAUGUUGGCAGAAAAGUCAAUUUUCCCUCAUAUACAGGGGUCGAUACAGUUUCAAAGAACUCCUGGAAUUCUCUCAAGAAAUCUGUUUAUGGACCAAGAAGUUCUUAUCUCCGAUUCACAGUCUGAAGUGGAGAGUGGGAGCACUGUAUGCACUCUAUGGACUCUUCUACAAACAUCCUUUCAGGCACUUAUACAAAAUAAGAAUGGAGAUGAAGGCAUAUGAAAAUAUGGUCAGUCUGGUAAGAAAUUUUCAUUCUAAUACAGAAAACCCAGACCCAGCAUAUAUCUUCUACAAGCUGACUGCAGAUGGCGCAUUCCAUCAUGUAGCUUCAUCAAAUGAAAUGGGAUUGCACUUCCAUUGUGCAGAACGACAGUGGGAGACCAUGAACUAUGAGAUGCAGUGGGUACUAAAGGAGCACUCUUCUGAGUCUGUCUUUCCUGAACACAAAUGUAAUAUUCAAAAGACACUCAUAGAGGAGUAUCAGAAGGUGAAGACCCAAAUAUGGGGUAAUGAUAGUAAAGAACUGGACAAGGCGAUGUCAUAUGUGCAGCCCAAUAUCUUGUCUGAAGUUCGCAGUGACUUGGCUGAGCUACAUCAGGAUGACAGUGGUCAAACAGCCACUUCCAAUCAAGCAUCAAGAGAUGUCAAUCAGAGCCAUACUUCCUCAACUGAAGUGUCAGAAAUUGGACAAAGAGUGAAUGAGAUUCGUUUGAAGGCAGCAGCAUCAUGUACCACCAACGACUUCCUUCAAAGAAAACUACUUCGAAGUCCACAGAAAAACACCAAGGCAGGAGACGUUCAACACAAUAGUGAAUCUGUUACAGGUAGUGUUAGUGAUAUAGAUGCAGAUAACCUUAAUGUUCUUGAUGAUAAGGAAAAGAUUAGGACUCUUAGGAAAAUAAUGGAAUUCAUGCAACCACCUGAAGAAGGAACUCUUAACAUUCCUCUCAGGUCUUUAAGAACUAAAAAAAAUAAAAAGGUGCAAAAUCAAAUUAAAGAAGAAAGUGAUUCUCAGUUUGAUAAUGUUUGUGAAAUUUUUGAUUCUCAAGAUGCAAAUUCGUCACCAGAAGAGCUUACAACCAGUCAGAGUCAACAGCCAUCACGGCAGAGGAGAGGCAGACGUAAGAAAACUGAUUUUGCUCAAAUGGCUUUGCAAAGUAAAAAAUCUCAUGUUAAAAACAAGCCAAGAGAAACAUCUUUGCCAAAACAAGAAAAAAGAAGCAAGAACCCAAAGAAAAGCAAUCUCAGAAACUCUUCCAAGUGUGAAUCUCAUGACAAUUCACAAAUUAAUGAGGUGAAUGAAAUUAUGGAGAGGGAAAGUGAACUAGAAAAUUUGACAGAUGAAGAGGUCAUGAUCAAUAAUACUUCUGUGAGCAAAAAACAAGUAGCAUUACAGUCACAUAUAAAAAAGAAGGUAAAUGAAAAAGUCUUACAGAAUAAACAAUGUCCACUGGAAAAUAAACAAAGUAGAUCACAAAAUACACCUAAUCAAGGUAACUUGGCAACCAAAUGCAUAAAUAAAUCCACAAAACUCAUACCUUGCAACAUUGAGGAAACAACAUCUGCUGCAGCAGACAAAGAAAACAAAAAUCUCUGUGAAAAUUUUUGUGAAUUAAAUUAUGAGCAGGAAGCAGUUGCUAAUGAACAUGUGGAUGAAGGUUUUGAUAAUCAGACAAUAGCUAGCAAAAAUGUUCAUGAGGAAUCUCUAAGUGAUGAAUCAGUGACAGCUGCAACAAACAUUCCAAAUGUUUCUGAUGACAACACAAAUUUUACUUAUAUUGAAAGUGAACAAAAUUCUGUUUCAGCUUCAGAUAUUAAUGACAUGGGAAGUAGAGAAAAUUCAACACAGAUUAACUUUAGUGAUAUGAACAAUGUUGGAAGGAUGUUGCAAGUGGAAAUAUUAGCUACUAUGCCAAAGAAGAGAAGUCUUCAGUCAACUCUCAAAGCAAAAAGUAUGGUCUACAUAUUAGUUAAUUUUCAAAUAGAUAAUGUAAAGGUACACACUGUGAAAUUCAAAAUGUCAAAAACAGAUUUGAAAAUUAUUCAGAGUAACAGAGAUAAGUUAAAUGUUUUGAAGAAAAGACUCCAUUCACUGUUGCCCUCAAAGUAUAAAAACUAUGACUUGCACUUGCAGUUAAAUAUUCAUCAGUCAGUUAUGGAGGAGACUGAAACUUCUGGGAAAAAGCAUUUCACACACAGAUUUGAACCCCUCAGAGGAGAUAAUUUUGAGCAGGAUUACAACCCACCAGAAAUAUAUAAACAAGGUUCUCAAGCUUCUGGGACACUGAAUAAAUCUGACAAUGCUGUACCUCAUGAGGAACCCAUGACAUCUUGCACACAGAAAGAAAAUGUUUCUUCAUUAAUGACUGAAGACUACAACAUUCCAUCAAGCUUGUCACCUGAAGUCAGUGAUGACAUGAAUCAUGUCAGGAAGGUAAUUCAAGUGGAAAUGGUGGCUAAUGUUGAAGAAAAUUAUGUUGGUGCUGAAAACAAAACUGAAAAUACAACUACCUUAAAUGUGAAUUUCCAGGUUGAAGGAAUUACAGUACAUCAUGCAAAAUUUCAAAUUUCUAUCAAAGAUUUGGAAACCCUUCUGAACAACAAAAAUAAGUUAGAAAGUCUAAUGGAAAAAUUUCGUUCAUUUCUUCCUCCUAGGUACAAGAUGUAUGAAAUUCAGCUCCAUUCAUCUGUUCAACAGUCAGUCACAGAGGGCAGUAUAGUUGCUUUACAGCAUUCCAGACAAGGUUCUGAUCCUCCAGCAAUCUUGCCCUAUGCUGCUGCCACACCAUUUAAAGGAAAUAAUGCUAUACUUAACAGAGAAGAAGCUUCAACAUCUCCCUCCCAGGAAAGUCUUUCAAAAAAACUUACAAAUUCUCACUCAGAAUCUUCACCAGCUCAAGUCCCACAGCUUUCCAAUGUAGGGGAAAUUAAACAGUAUCAUUCAUUGAGGCCUGCAGAUCUGGGCCAAUAUAAUACCAACACUGUAGCACAGCCAACUUGCUUAACAUUAGACACACAGUGUCUGCAAAGAACUACCGAAUCUUCUGUGAAUCUUUUAAUUAAUGAAGGAAGUCAACACCCUGAAUCUUGUACUAUACUUAGAAGUAGUAAUGAAGACAUUCAUGUGUCCAACAUUCCCCCAAAACUAAGAAGUAAUAAUGAAAUAAAUAUCUUCUCAUCUCCAAAGUGCUGUGUCAGUGAAAAUCAAAAUCCUCCUUAUGUUGCUGGUGCCUCUCUGGAAGAUAGUGACAGAGUUAUGACUCAAUACCAGAUCUUGCCAUGUGAGAUUGUACCCACAACAUAUGGGGAAAGUAAGCCUGACAGGAUGCUUAUGGAUGAACAAGUAACACCACAAGUGUACGGGAUGCAUACAGAGUGCCCAGCAAAGUUACCGGAUUUUGAAAGGCCCAUAGUAACUGCACAUGUAGAUGAUGGUUUGGAAAAUUCUGGUCAUGAUUUCAUAAAUAAUAGUUUGCAAUCCCAUAAUAGCUUUGACAUGCAUUUCAAUCCAAAUACAAAUGAGAUCAACAAAAAUGCUUCACUAUUGAAAGAAUGUACAAAUGACCUUGACACAGAAACCUGCACAAUUUUAUGGAAAACUAGAAACAGCUUAGAUACUAUGGGUGACAAGAACCACCUUCCUUCAUUACCAUUUAGUGAUUCUUCCAGUGAGUAUAUAAAGAUGAUCAGAGAGGGGCAAAGGAAGGCUGUGACUAAAACAAUGAGAAAUGUUGAUCAUGGGGAGGCCCUUUUAAGUAGCUCAAGAAGCAGUGAUACAUCCAUGAAGGACAUCAGCUUAUUGGCAUCACCAUCUCACUCUCCAUCCAGGAUCAUUUCUGGAAAUUUGAUGAAAUCUGAUAGAGCUGUAUCAAAGGCUAAUGACAAUACAGUUUGCUCAUUUUAUUUUUUCUCAAAGACAAAAAAGUAUGAUUCAUCCUUAAAGAAACAAACCAGACCUUCCUCAGAAUCUGACAUCAAGAAGCCAUCUGUUAAAUUCUUAUUCAUGGAAAAGUUAUUUUCAAAAAAGAAACAAUGAUUUGCUGCUGAAAUGUGUUGAUGUUACAUUUCAUAACUGUAACUAAAAUACUGUAUAUUUUAGCAUACAAAAAGACACCAAAAAGUGGGUCAUCCUAUAUGCCAGAUACAAAAACAAUGACCUUAAAAUAUUUUAUGCAAAAUGUCAUUGUAAAUAAACAACAUUAUAUUUUGAUUUUUGAGGAACUUAGACUUGGUAAAAAAGGAAUUCAUUGAGAAAAUGCACUGAAACAUAUUCCCAUUGAAAAGUGUGUAAACAAAAUUUAACAUAGUAUGUACAGUUAUGACCCUCUACUGGCACUAUAUGAACAGACAAAGGAGGCUGUGCAAAUAUUCCACAGUUGUUCCCAAAGCUGAAGGGUCGGUCUUCAGGGCAAGGAAAUCCAAGUCAAGUGGCAAAGGAAAGCAAACUGGGAAGAAGAUGAAUCUCUCCAGCUUGCAAUGUUGUAUAGGGACAAAGUUCAUAUACUGAGAAAAACUUGAAUAAUGUUGGUGUGUCUAAUCAAAAGAAACACAAUAUAUAGAAGAUUAUGGCUGACACUUUGACACACACAGACAGGGUUUGUUUAUGCUUAAGAAAACCAUCUUUGUCCAUUCAUCCUUUUCAUAAAAAUGUACAAAAAACACCUGGUGAGAAUUUUAUUUAAUGUUUAGUUUUACACUUGAAGAAGAUGGUACCUUAUUAGUGGUAAUACAUUCUAGGUAUUUUAUUCAGUGUACUGGUAUAUCUCUGUCUCAUUUCUGGUGCUUACUGACCUAAACUUCAUCACAGAUAUUUUGGUAGCUUGGGUGUCAUCUUUUACCACUGAUAUUCGCUAAAACCAUUGAAUUCUCACUAAAAUCUGUGGAUUAUCUUACCUGAAAGUCAUCUUAUCUACCAAAAUAUACAGUAGUCUGUCCCUUCCUUUCUGUUAAAACAAAGUUAAUAUCUUGCUGCCAAUAUAUUUCUUCAUUUCUUUUCUUGCACAAGCGGGAUGCCAUGCAAGAAGUAGUAAUUUUUGUGUCCAUAUAUAUAUAUAUAUAUAUAUAUAUAUAUAUAUAUAUAUAUAUAUAUAAGGUGUCCCAUAAGGCUCCAUACAUAUGGUAUCAUGAAUGCUAUUACAAGCAAGCAUAAAUCCAGAUAUGUUUGAACAUGUUCUUCAGCAGUGGAGGACAUAAAUUGAAAUGUGUUUUCAACACAAAGACAGUCAUGUAUAAUAUACAUAUUAUUAUCUAUAUUAUAGAUUAUAUAAAUAAUGCUUUUUUCUAUAAUUCUAUAAUUUCAUAUAAUUUUUCAUAUGUAUGAAAACUUAUGGGACACCCUGUAUAUAUGCAUACAUUUGAGUGCUUGGAUGUAAACCAUAGAAAUCUGUAAUGAAAGCUAUGUAAAGGUUAUGUUGUAAACAGUAACAUCUGUUCUUUAUCAUGCUCACCAGUAGAUUAUAAGGCAUAGUGCUAUAUUUUUCUACCAGUGACAAAGUAUAAAUGAGAUCAUAUGACAAUGUAAUUAAUAAGACAAUUUUAAAAUAUCCCAGAACUUUUAUUAGCACAUGAAAUGAAAGAAUUUUCUAUUUAGUACACAGCAUUUCUUCACAGACUGGAGGAUGUUAGUAGGUUGAGUGUCAUGGUAGUUUUCAAGUCCUCUGGACAUUUGAAUUAGAUACUGAUGGCUGGUAACCAGAGACAUGGAGGCUGGGAAGAGUGGUAACUGUAGUAAUGCUAUAUUUAUUUUCUAAGUUGGUUUACUUCUAGACAUUCUUUUAAAGCAGGCAUUAAAUAUUAGGUAAGUGAAUAGACAUCAUGAGGCACUGAGAAAAUUAAAUUCUGAGAGAAAACAUGCUACUCAUGGCCAGCCACCUAAACUAGGCUGGAGAAGCCAAAUAUGACUUCUUUACUUGCUCCUUUCCAGUAACCACUGAAUUAAUCAUAAAAGUAAGGAGUGUGCUUCUGGUGGUAUACACCUAAAAUUCCCCUCACUCUCUUAGCUGAGUUGCCUUUCUACUCUGUGUGUCUCGUAGAAUAAAAUUGCAAUGACUUUCUCUUUCUGCACACUGUACCAUCACAUCAUAGAAAACACUGUGUAAUGUAAAUGCUUUGAAAGCUAACAAACUGAGAAGGGAAAAGGCUAUGUUUAAACAAUUUGCUUAUAAGGACAGGAUAUUUUUGUUCUAAAGCUAAGAAAGUGCUUCCAAAUAACCUGGCCAUCCACUGUCACCAAUCAAUGCACUCCCAUGUCAAAUGGCAAAGAAUAUAAAAGGAAUUGUAUGUUUAUGUAUACAAUUUUUUUUACUCAGAAUGACCUGACCUUAACUGAUUUCUGAAGCUCUAAAAUAUCACAUAGCAUAUGUAACAUUUUUACUGAGCCUGCUAUUAAUAAAACUGUGGCAAAA